Molecule: messenger RNA, 1089 nt
Organism: Penaeus indicus
Lineage: Eukaryota; Metazoa; Arthropoda; Malacostraca; Decapoda; Penaeidae
Product: isoamyl acetate-hydrolyzing esterase 1 homolog
Exons: 5
Coding region: 117-845 (242 amino acids)
Source: RefSeq, a predicted model, not a curated record
CCCCCGACGUCGAGAAGGGUGAUUGCAUCGUCUGCAUGACAGGGCGCCUUGAUUGCAUGGCAUUAGGCUGCUUGCGGGGAUUUAGGACUUUGAUUGCAGACUGAAGCAAGGUUUUGAUGCAGAGGAUGGCGGCGAGGGUUGUGAAAUGGCCGAAGAUACUGCUGUUCGGGGAUUCAUUGACUCAGCGUUCCCUUAGUCCAGAGGGGUGUUGGGGGGCCCUGUUAGCGGACCAUUUUCAAAGACGCGCGGAUGUGGUCGUCCGCGGGUUCUCAGGCUACAACACUCGCAACUGCCUGGCACUCCUCCCCUACGUGGCCACAGACUUGAAGGAUGUCGUUGGUGCCACGGUGUUCCUCGGUGCCAAUGACGCCAGUGCUGAAAACACCCAGCAGGCUGUUCCUCUUGGAGAAUACUCGGAGAACAUGAAGGCUAUUGUCAGGCACUUCCAGAAUGCCGGAGUGAAGCCCAUUCUGAUAACUCCCCCGGCACUGGAUGGGGAAGGCUGGAAGAGUUACUGUGAGGAGACGGGCCGUUGUUACGCCAAAGACGAGGCACUCACGUCCAAGUACGCAGAGGCUUGUUCGGGUGUUGCCUCAGAAAUGGGAGUCCCUUGCAUUGAUCUCCAUACUGCUAUGAUCAACCAGGCUGACUGGCAGAACCUCCUGUGUGAUGGACUACACCUCUCACAAAGGGGCUCGGAACUGCUGGCCUCACUCCUUGCCCCAGCCAUGGAGAAGCACUUAUCGUCAAGUCUCCCAAAGGACCACAUCCUACCCCUCUGGAGUGAGAUUGGCGCCGACAACUCUGUGGAGGUGUUCAAGGAGUGGUGCGAGAAGAACGUGUGAAGUGUUCUUGGGGUGUUCAGCAUGUUCGGGAAUGUGAUGUCUUGGGCUUCCAGUUUUUCAGCUGAAUUUCCAGGGUUUUAUUUUUAUGGCAAUUGUAAUUUUGUUGUCUACGAGGAAAAAACAAGAUAUCAUGAGAAGUAUAUUUACUAACAAGAUACAUGAGGAAGUACAAAUAAGAAAAAGCUCAUUCUCAGAUAUAUAUAUGCCAAAUAUAAAAAUACUGGCCAUGUAUACUGUCAUGAAA